UCUCAAAUUCCAUGUCUCCCAAUUGUAAUCUUGUCUCCAAAUGCAACUCUUUCAAAAUCUGGGAUUUUUUAUCCUUCAUAUUUGUUGCGGCUCUUCCGCUUAGAGCGACUGGGUCUCCGAUUUCGGCGUAGUAAAGCUGGCAAUGACCAUCACCUUCUAUACCUUUCAAUUUGAGGUAUUGCAUUUCAGCUUCGAGAUUCUUUACCUCCCCUUGCACAUCCUGAUCCAUGUAUGGCACAGGAGAGAGAGAGUUCAGACGCAUCUAUCUCCAAACUAUAAUUUGUGCAGUCGCUCACAUGAACCGCAACCCUGUCAAUACCCGCAAGCUAUGCUGGUUGAGCCUGCACGACUUGAUAUCAAACAGUUCUCAGUUUUUAACAGCAGGUAUGUAGCUGCAGCAACAAAGAGACACGAGCAUAGAGAGGGCAACGAGAGGGCAGUUACCAGCUUCGGUGACGUGCAACUGCCGAGUGCCAAUGCUGACACAUGGCGGAAACCAAACGGUUCCUUUUCAACAUUCUGUUUUCCCUGCAGGUGGUGAGGACACAGACUCGGCUUUAGAGUGAAGGGUUGAAAUCACUUGCAGAUCCAAAGUCCGCGGAGAACAUCUUGGUCUUCGUGAGCCGCUUUUGUGUCUUGAAAAGUAGAUCAUGUACGUGGACUGGCUUGCGACUUUGAAAGUUCAGAUGCACUUGUUCCAUCUAGGAAUCCCGCAUUUUAUUUAAAUCCCAACUAUUUUUGAGCUUAUCAGUGUGGGUGCUGUCACGAAUCGAGUUCACCGGCAGGAUGUUCAUCAGGUUUUGAAUUUGGAUACUUAUUCGAGGGUUCUGAAGCUUCUUCUUUGAGACAAAUAUUACAGGAUUCAACGCCUACAAAUGCACUUCUUUCGGUAGUCAGAUGGGUUCUUGUAGCCAUUGCAGUUUGUGACAAAAUCAGCAGAAGCAAAGUGAGUCUAGGAAUCGAAUUCUUGCUUCCAUACGGCGGGAAUCCUACUUUCAGAGCAUGACAGAACACAUGGCCACGCUUAUUAGCAUUUUGUAGUGUUUAGCAUUAAUAGUUGCACAUUGAUGUAAAAAUAAACAAACCUUACAAAUUUGGAUCAUAGUUUUGUCAGAUUGCCAGGUUUGAUAGGCUGCGUGAGAUGCAGGAUAAGGUUUGGUGCUUUUGUGAAAGGUGAAGUUGUUUCCAUGUUCUUAAAGAAGAUUUAAUUGUUUUUCCUCC
Messenger RNA from Physcomitrium patens, 1221 nucleotides. The record is from RefSeq and is a predicted model, not a curated record. Lineage: Eukaryota; Viridiplantae; Streptophyta; Bryopsida; Funariales; Funariaceae.